This is a messenger RNA of Hippoglossus stenolepis (Pacific halibut), 691 nucleotides long. Its product is annotated as gamma-butyrobetaine dioxygenase-like. The transcript has 4 exons. Lineage: Eukaryota; Metazoa; Chordata; Actinopteri; Pleuronectiformes; Pleuronectidae. Gene Ontology annotation, biological process: carnitine biosynthetic process. The coding region runs from base 37 to 657 and encodes 206 amino acids. Gene Ontology annotation, cellular component: mitochondrion. Gene Ontology annotation, molecular function: gamma-butyrobetaine dioxygenase activity. The record is from RefSeq and is a predicted model, not a curated record.
GUUUAUUAAUGAAUAUUAUCUUUGUCCUCAGGCACCAUGGCAGGUCAGGACAAAAACAUGGCAAACAAUUUGGCCUACACGUCCAAACGGCUCAGUCUCCACACGGACUACCCUGCGUUACACUUCUCACCAGGAGUGCAGUUUGUGCACUGCAUCCAGGCCGUGGAGGGGGGGGAGAGCGAGGUGGUGGACGGCUUCCACAUGGUCGAGCUGCUGCAGAGAGAAGACCCGGAGGCCUACAGGACCCUCACCUCCACCCUGGUGGACUUCACCGACAUGGGGAGGGACUACUGCGACUUCCUGCUGCAGUCCAAGAAACACGUCAUCGACAUCGAUCGUACAGGCCGAGUUGAGAGGAUCAACUUCAACAACGCCACCAGAGACUCGGUGCUGGACCUCCCCGUCCACCAGGUCCAACCCUUCUACAGAGCGCUGAAGGCCUUCACCGACCUCAUGAACCGCCCAGAGAACGUGGUCAGCUACACGAUGGAGCCAGGUGAAAUGGUGACGUUUGAUAACUGGCGCCUGCUCCACGGACGGAGGAGCUACGUCACCAGGCCCGACUGCUCCAGACACCUCGAGGGCGCCUACCUGGACUGGGACGAGGUCAUGUCUCGCCUCCGGUUGCUGCGCAACAUCGUCCACAAGCACACAUGAGCUCGGCAAACCAAACGGUGACAUUACGUUUUUU